This is a messenger RNA of Sinocyclocheilus anshuiensis, 1842 nucleotides long. Its product is annotated as serine protease hepsin-like. The coding region runs from base 368 to 1486 and encodes 372 amino acids. Gene Ontology annotation, biological process: proteolysis. The transcript is spliced from 12 exons. NCBI's taxonomy places the organism in Eukaryota, Metazoa, Chordata, Actinopteri, Cypriniformes, Cyprinidae. Gene Ontology annotation, cellular component: membrane. Gene Ontology annotation, molecular function: serine-type endopeptidase activity; serine-type exopeptidase activity. The record is from RefSeq and is a predicted model, not a curated record.
UGCACACACUUACCCACCUGCGCUCUCCUGAGACUCGCUACUGACCGGAAGAGGGAGGUUUCUAUCCAGUGAACAGCGCAGAAAGAGCAGAGAGAGUGAGGAGAAGCGCUGCCCUGCCUGUCGGAGAAUAGCUUCAUUUAACACACAAUAAAAGAGCGAAGGACUCCGGGGAAAGUGAAAUGUCAGCGCGAAUAUCUUGAAGAAACCACUGAUUUACUUCUUCAUCUCUUUGGUUCCUAUUCAAGAGUUUAUCCAAGAACCUGAAGUGGAGAGGUAAAGGUUUGAAGAAGCAACAAAUCAAGGUUUUGAGGAGUAAUCAUUGGAAUCUGUUCCAAGUUUAUUUUCCAGUUUUCUGUUUUGGAUAAAAAUGCCAGAGAAGAAGAUCGGAAGUCCAGGGAUGAGUAUCUUCAGCCGGUGUCGGGUGGCCGCUGCGGUAGCUCUGAUCUUGAUCAUACUGGGAGGGCUGGGAGCCGCCGUCUGGGCCCUUGUCACGUAUCUCAGAACAACAGAAGAUACUGGAUUAUUUGAUGUGCAGGUGAGCGCAGCAGACCAGAGGCUGCGAGUGUUCGACUCCACCCAGCGGAGGUGGAAACACGUUUGCUCAUCCAGCACCAACCAGCUCAUCGCCAACAUCAGCUGUGAGGAGAUGGGCUUCGUCAGAGCAGUGAAUUUCUCAGUGACGUGUGCUCCUGACAAUAGUGGUGACAAAGAUUUUUUCUGCGUGAAAGAGAGUGAGUUAACAUAUGGGAAGAAGAUAAAAACAGCCCUCUAUCCUUGUAAAUGUGACAAAGGUCAGAUAAUUGAGGUGAUUUGUCAGGACUGUGGUCGUCGUAUGCUGCCUGAAGAGCGGAUCGUGGGGGGAGUGGAUGCUCGUCAGGGUUCGUGGCCAUGGCAGGUCAGCUUACAGUAUGAUGGAGUUCAUCAGUGUGGUGGAUCCAUCAUUUCAGAUCGCUGGAUCAUCAGUGCUGCUCACUGCUUUCCUGAGAGGUAUCGUCAUGUUUCACGCUGGCGGGUUCUGAUGGGAACGAUCUACAACACUCCCAUCAGUAAGAACGUUGUGAUCGCUGAGGUGAAGACGGUUGUCUACCACAGCAGCUACCUGCCCUUCGUCGACGCCAACAUUAGCACUCAAGCCAACGUCCUCCAGGAAGCCCACGUGCCCAUCAUCAGUGAUGCUGUUUGCAAUGGCCCGGAUUAUUAUGACAACCAGGUCACAACCACCAUGUUCUGUGCCGGUUAUGAGAAAGGAGGAACCGACUCCUGCCAGGGGGACAGCGGUGGUCCUUUUGUAGCAUCAGAUGUCCUGUCUAAGACCAGCCGCUAUCGUUUGCUGGGGGUAGUGAGCUGGGGCACAGGCUGCGCCAUGGCCAAAAAGCCCGGCGUCUACACGCGUGUGUCACGCUUUCUUCCGUGGAUAUCUACAGCCAUGAGGAUGUAUGAAAACUCCCCAGGGGUGCACAAAAUGGCACGGGCGGUUACACCAUAGCCGUUCAGAGUGGAAAAAUGCUUAAUAUGAGACUGAAAUGUUGCCCGUUGAGGUCAGAUGUGUUGCUCGGAUCAGUCUGAGAUCAGACGUCUGGUGCUGAUCAGAUGUUCUGUGAUGAUCAACCUGUCUCAAGGAUAAUAUCUGACUCGCGGAGGCCAAGAACAAUUUCUGAUGCUGUACUUUGGGGUUUAAUAUGUUUAUGAACAUAGCAUGUUUUAUUAACAUAAAACAUGCUAUUUUUCUCUGAAAAUCUGUCACCAAAAUACAGUAAAAUACGAUAUAUAAGGUAAUCAAAUUAGCAAUUUUGGCUGAACCCAAAACCACUCAUAAUAUGUGUGUGUGUGUAUAUAUAUAUA